AGUUGGUGGUAAGAUGUGGCGGUGUGGAGUUGUGCUAUUUACAUUAUUGGUGGUGACCAGCACCAUCGAUGUGCGGCUGCUGCGGCGGUACCAUGGAUCGUCUGCUAAGGUGGAUUGUUUCGAUCUACCUGAACCGAGGGAUUUAAAGUUUUUCAAACAUCUCGAUGGAGCUGUGUGGCGAUCAAAAAAGUCAAGGAACCUCCAUCCUAUAAAAUAUCGUGCUACACCCAGCACAAGGUUACCAUCGCGUCGGAUCGACCUCGUCUUCUCAAAUAAGGAAGACAUAGUCAAAGAGCAUGCAAAACUGGUGCAAGACAUCAACAGUCUCCGCCAAGUGCUAUACGUGCCCCCCCUGGCGGACGAUUUGAAGGACUACGAGGACUCAAUAUUCCACGAGAUUCUGGAAACUUCCACGACGCCCAGACCCGGGCCGACGCCCACGAAGCGCGCGAAGACAGGUAUUCCAAUUCUCUUGGUAGGUGGCGCUAGUAACAAGGUGAAGGGUCAGCCAGUGAAGGUGACAAAACAGACGUAUAGUUUGGUCGGGACAUCAGUGUCGCCAGUUGUUAAGCAUCCAUAUCCCUUUGUAACUACGCCGACCAGGUCACCCAUACGGGUGUGCAUGGCAACCCCAGUGUCGUAUGCGUCAAAACGACCCACCUUAUGGGAGCGUAUUGUUAACACCAUUAUACCUAGAUAGCUUUAUAGAAUAUGUACUUGAUUAUAGGUUUAGUUAGUCUAAGAUUCUCAGUUUUACUCCAAUAAUGUAUAUAUAAUAUAUGUUAAAAUAAUAACUUGUGCUCGCGUCAACCUUUUUUACUUUAAAUGAAUAGUCCGAGGUAAUAAAAUGCGCUAGGGAUUAAUUAAUAGCAUUCUGUCGUAUUAAAUAUUUAAUAUUAUUUAUAUAAAAUAAUAUGUUUUUUGUAAGGAUAUCUACUGGCAUUCAUUUAACUUUACUUAACUAGACUAGUAAUUGUUAAUAUGUUAAAGAAAGUUAGUUGCAUACCCCUAAAUAUCUUUCAUCAUCUUUCAAUAAAGCUAAAGCUUGGUUCCGUUCAGAUAUCGUUCUAAAUCAAUAUCCAAAAAUUCUAAUUUCUUAGAAAUUUCCUGUCCAAACACGCUCUUAUUAAUAGAAGUAAUGCUUUUAUUAAUAAAUAGUUGUGAUGAUGAGUUGAAUAUUCUACCAAAUGCGUGCCAAA
Molecule: messenger RNA, 1199 nt
Organism: Zerene cesonia (dogface butterfly)
Lineage: Eukaryota; Metazoa; Arthropoda; Insecta; Lepidoptera; Pieridae
Exons: 3
Coding region: 14-700 (228 amino acids)
Source: RefSeq, a predicted model, not a curated record